Aureobasidium namibiae CBS 147.97 is the source of this 1797-nucleotide messenger RNA. RefSeq names its product heme peroxidase. Gene Ontology annotation, biological process: response to oxidative stress. The transcript has 8 exons. The coding region runs from base 1 to 1797 and encodes 598 amino acids. Gene Ontology annotation, molecular function: oxidoreductase activity, acting on single donors with incorporation of molecular oxygen, incorporation of two atoms of oxygen; heme binding; peroxidase activity. The record is from RefSeq and is a predicted model, not a curated record. NCBI's taxonomy places the organism in Eukaryota, Fungi, Ascomycota, Dothideomycetes, Dothideales, Saccotheciaceae.
AUGACCUUCGAGGUUUCGGGACGGACAUGUGCCACAAGACCGCUGUCAGCAUCUUCCUCAGCCCGCGCAAGGAACCGAAGGCUUGCAGAUUCCGCCCAAGGCAAUACCGAAACCACUCCCUUGGACGACAAACGCUUUCUCUCUGCCAGAAACUCGGACGGCAAAGACGAUUCACUUGCCAUGCCAAAAAUGGGAUGUUCUGGAAUGCGCUUUGGUCGUAAUUUCUCGAGAAAGAACUGUGAAAAGCCUACUGAGGAAGAGCUUUGGACACCGAAUCCGAGACUGGUCAGCGAGGAGUUCAUGUCUAGGAAACCGGGAGAGUUUAAACCGGCUACGACGUUGAAUUUGCUCGCGGCUGCUUGGAUACAGUUCCAGGUUCACGAUUGGGUGUUUCAUGAGAGCAGCGAGGAGACAUACGAUGUGCCCCUUCUCCCGAACGAUAACUGGCAUGAAGAUCAUAUGAAGGUCUACCGCACCAAACCUGACGGGGCGCUCGACGCAUCAGACAUCAAAUGUCCCGGCUACAAAAACACUUCGACUGCCUGGUGGGAUGGCUCACAGAUCUACGGCUCAAACGAAGCAAAGACCAAAGAAUUGAGAGACCAACACGAAGACGGUAAACUGCUUCUCGAAACAAGAGGUGCUGAACAAACCUUCCUUCCACGCGAUGUCGAAGGCAAUCCCAAGACUGGCUUCUCGGACAACUGGUGGACUGGUACGGAGUUGCUACAUACCCUUUUCGCUCUAGAGCACAAUGCUAUCUGUGAUGAGAUACGUGGAGCACAUUCCGAUUGGACUGGUGACAAGAUCUUUGACAAAGCUCGACUCGUAAAUUGUGCCUUGAUGGCCAAAAUUCACACAGUAGAAUGGACGCCCGCCAUCCUAGCACAUCCUACUUUGGAAAUCAGUAUGAACGCAAACUGGUGGGGAAUUGCAGGAGAAAGCUUGAACAAACUCGUAGGCCGGAUCUCAAAGACCAGCGAGGCCAUUAGCGGAAUCCCAGGCUCGACAGUCGACCACCAAGGCAUCCCAUACUCUCUCACCGAAGAAUUUGUAUCCGUAUAUCGAAUGCACUCUCUCAUCCCAGACAACAUCGCCUUCUUCAACCUCCACACCGGCGCCCACAAAACCACAAUUCCAACUGCAGACCUAACUUUCCACUCCGCCAUCACACCCCUGAAGUCAGGAGCUGUAUCCUUCGCAGAUGCUUUUUACUCCUUCUGCAUAAACUACCCCGGCGCAAUCACAAACAACAACUACGCAAACCUCAUGCGCAACCUCCCCACCCCCGACGGUCAAGUCAGAGAUCUAGCAACCAUAGACAUCCUCCGUGAUCGCGAAAGAGGUGUACCCCGUUACUUUCAAUUCCGCAGACUGCUGAGGAUGUCAGUGCCAAAGACAUUUGAGGAACUUACUGGUGGAGACAAGGACCUUGCAAAACGACUUGCACAAGUCUACAAUAACGACAUCGAAACUGUAGAUGCACUGGUAGGCUCACACUCCGAGCCUAUGAUCAAAGGCUUUGGCUUCAGCGAAACUGCUUUCCGCAUCUUUAUCUUGAUGGCUAGCAGGAGACUCAAGAGUGAUAGGUUUAUUGCUGGCCAGUGGAAUGAGGAUAUGUAUACGAAGGAGGGCUUUGCUUGGGUGCAGAAUACCGGCAUGAAGGAUGUGUUGGCCAGACACUUUCCGGAGUUGGCGGCUGUGAUACCGGAGAAGACAAAUGUGUUUGCGCCUUGGGUCAAGGUGCCGGCUUCGAAGGAUUAUACUGGUGUGGAGACGAAUGCUGCUAAGGCUUAA